Messenger RNA from Prorocentrum cordatum, 2425 nucleotides. The record is from the annotation of a GenBank genome assembly. NCBI's taxonomy places the organism in Eukaryota, Dinophyceae, Prorocentrales, Prorocentraceae.
AGCCGUGGCCAUUUGGGCCCAAGAUGCACCUGGGCACCCCACCGCACAUUUUUUGGCCCCGCCGAGGGCCCGACUCGCGAUGUCCGCGGCGGCGCAGCAGCAGCUCGUGACGCAGGCGCGCCUGGCGGAGGCCCUCGCGGCACUGAGGGAGGAGCUGCGUGGCGAGCUGCGCGCGGCCCUCGCGGUCCGAGGGCCAGCCCAGAAGCCGGGGGCCAGCGUCGGCGCCGAGGCGGCGUUUGUGGAGGCCACGUCGGGCGGAUCAAGCGAGUCGAGCGAAGUGAGCAACGAGCAGCGAAAAGACGCCAUGUGGUGCGAGGCUGCGCAGCUUCUGUCGCUCACCGCCGACAGCGCCGGAGAAGGGCGUCCAGAUGACAAGGACAUCGAGCGGCUCGAGCUGGAAACGGGCAUGCGGGAGUACAAGUUCCAGGAGAGCAUUUGGGACGCUGCCGCCGUGGAGCGGUUCAAGCUUGACCAUCUUGGCUCGAUGUUCACCUGGGUUGCGCUUCUGAUCAACGUGGCGGUGCAGAUCGUGAUGUGCAUCCUCAUCAACGACGCUUUGACGAGUCCACCUGUUGGCGAAGGCGACGUCGAGCAGUUCACGCUCUGGCGAACAGACGUGGCCCACAACAUCAAGUUCGUGGACGAGUUCACGCGUCGGUCGUUGGCGAGUAGGGUCUGCUCUUUCCAGGAAGUGCCUCUCUCUGAAGGGCCCAGGAAUGGGUUUGCUGCUAUCAGCCAGUAUUUGCCGAGAGUCGAAGACAGUGAAUUCAUUUCGGCACCACCUCUAGGGUACUUGAUGCGCUGGGAAUCCGUGGGCAGAAUGGUGUGCAUUGUUGCGCUUUGUAUUUGGUGGGCAACGGUGUUGAAGGAAGCGUUCAGCAUCUUUGACAUGUUCGAGUCAAUCAGGCUGCUGCCGAGGGGGAAGAAGACUGUCGUUUCCAGAGCCGACAACGGCUACAAGUUCGAAGCCGUCUCAAUCUUGCGGUGGCGUUUUGUUGUUGCCAUGCUUUUCGUGAGAGCUGGUAUUUGCGUCGCUCUGCUCACGUGUGGAACUUUCUAUUUGGUUGCGACUAUAUCGGUCGGUGACCUUUUGCUGAACGCUUUGGCGCUGGAGAUCGUCUUGGGUUUGGACGAGUUGAUCUUCUCGACGAUGGCUCCGAUAUCAGCGCGAGUACUGGUGCAGUCCAUGGAACCCCUGCCCAGGAAAUCCAGCAUUCUUUGCCGCGGUCUAGACUUCAAGCCGGCCGUUGCGCUGAUAUUCAUUGUGGCUGCCACCGGGUGUGUGAACACAUGGCUCCUGGUUCCUCAGACUGAGAUCCUGGAGCAGGCCCGAGAUGCCAUUUGCGGUGGCAACUUGAACUUCAUCGCUGGCGCUGACCAGUACGGGCUAGUCAACGCAGCUAAUCCAGGCGUUGAUGAGCUGGCGCAUCGCGACCCCAAAGAAACGUACAUGUACAAAGCAUUCAGGGAGCUUAUUGAAGCGGAUUCUUUGGACAUCCUCGACGACUAUUCUUCUUGUUCGACCGAUGGUUCGAUGUCUUGUUGGGAUACCCUUGGCAAGUUGAGCUGGUCAGGUCGUGGUAUUUCUGGAGGCCGCUACUCAGUGCAGGGUGUGGUAGACAUGCCAGUGGAAGAAGUCGGUGCAAGAAACAAUUGGGAAUGUGUCGAUCAGGAUUUGAGCAACGCUAGGGAUCGCGAAGAUUACUAUUGGCGUCAGACCCAGAUGGUCUUGCAGGACGCUGCUUAUAACGUAACGUCAAUCUCUUCUUGCAAAGACGUGCAGUAUGCGUGUUCUGAGUUUGGGGUUCGAGGCCUUCGGGCGAGGCAGUAUUGCCCUCAGACCUGUGGCUGUAACAAUCCAGUUUCCCCACUCCGGCUGUGGUCGGCCAAGAUGGGCUGCCCCGCAGGUUGCUGCAGACACCCAACUUUCGUCGAUAAGCUGCACGAUCUGAAGUGCACGGACUGGACUCCAGAGAAGCCUCAGAUCGUCGAUGGCGAGGACUUGCUCCAUGUGGUCCAGGAAAGUCUUUCCGAUGUGCUUAAAGAUGCUUAUUUUGAGAAUUUUAGUUCUAUUUUGCACGAGGGUGGGUGCCCUGCAGUGGUGAAGCUUUUCCGAGGGACGAUCUGGCCGGGCGAUCUUUGCGCCGAGUCGAACAGCGCAGACGUUCGACCCAUCACCCCGCUGUGCCCCAUCUCGUGCGGAUGCGACAAGCACGCUGGGCUACUGUGCCCCACUGCAUGCGCGCAGCAUUCGACUUAGGCAUAUACAUGCUCUUUUGUUUUACCGAGUGGUUGUGCACACGCGUUGCAAGGGAUGUCUCGCUUUUGCCAUGGCGUGGCGGGCGGGGCUGAGCGCAGAUUUGUCGGCAGCGCGGGAUGAAACACACACUUUGCGUUGAUAUCGUAUGAGUGGGUUCGCGUGGAA